UGGCAACACUCCCAUUGCUGUGUGGGGAACUCAUCUGGACCUCAUCCAAAACCCUCAGAUCCGGGCGAAGCACGGCGGAAAGGAGCACGUCAACAACUGUGAGGUGCAGAACAGCACAGAGAUGACCUGUCAGGCCCCAGCGCUGGCCGUGGACCCCAAUCACCAGUCCGAGCUCGCCGAGCGCCCAGAGGAGUUUGGCUUCAUCCUUGACAAYGUGCAGUCCCUCCUGAUCCUCAACAAAACCAACUUCACCUACUAUCCCAACCCAAUCUUYGAGGUUUUCAAUCCCUCAGGGAUCCUGGAGUUGAAGCCAGGAAGUCCCAUCAUCUUAAAGGGCAAGAAUCUGAUCCCACCGGUGGCAGGCGGGAAUGCCAAACUGAACUACACCGUUCUGGUGGGUGAGAAGCCCUGUGCAGUGACYGUGUCAGAUGUGCAGCUCCUCUGUGAGUCCCCAAACCUCAUUGGAAGGCACAAAGUGAUGGCUCGUGUAGGAGGCAUGGAGUUCUCCCCAGGGAUGGUGUACAUCUCCCCCGACAGCCCCCUCAGCUUGCCGGCCAUCGUCAGCAUCGCGGUGGCCGGAGGGCUCCUCAUCAUCUUCAUCGUGGCCGUGCUGAUCGCCUACAAACGCAAAUCCAGGGAGAGCGACCUCACCCUCAAACGCCUGCAGAUGCAGAUGGACAACCUGGAGUCCAGGGUGGCACUGGAGUGCAAAGAAGCCUUUGCAGAGCUGCAGACAGAUAUCCACGAGCUGACAAGCGACCUGGAUGGAGCCGGGAUCCCGUUCCUCGACUACCGAACCUACACCAUGAGGGUGCUUUUCCCUGGCAUUGAAGAUCAUCCAGUYCUGAGGGAUUUGGAGGUCCCUGGCUACCGUCAGGAGCGGGUGGAGAAGGGGCUGAAGCUCUUUGCCCAGCUCAUCAACAACAAGGUUUUCCUGCUGUCCUUCAUCCGCACGCUGGAGUCGCAGCGCAGCUUCUCCAUGCGCGACCGCGGCAACGUGGCCUCGCUGAUCAUGACGGUGCUGCAGAGCAAGCUGGAGUAUGCCACUGAUGUCCUCAAGCAGCUCCUGGCCGACCUCAUCGACAAAAACCUGGAGAGCAAGAACCACCCCAAGCUGCUGCUGCGCAGGACAGAGUCUGUGGCUGAGAAAAUGCUCACCAACUGGUUCACCUUCCUCCUCUACAAGUUCCUCAAGGAGUGUGCUGGAGAACCUCUCUUCUCCCUUUUYUGUGCCAUCAAGCAGCAGAUGGAGAAGGGUCCCAUCGACUCCAUCACUGGGGAGGCGCGGUACUCGCUGAGCGAGGACAAGCUCAUCCGACAGCAGAUCGAUUACAAGACCCUGGUGCUGAGCUGCGUGAACCCCGACAACGUCAACAGCGCCGAGAUCCCGGUGAAGAUCCUCAACUGCGACACCAUCACGCAGGUCAAGGAGAAGAUCCUCGAUGCCAUCUUCAAGAACGUGCCCUGCUCCCACCGGCCCAAAGCUGCUGACAUGGACCUGGAGUGGCGGCAGGCCAGCGGGGCGAGGAUGAUCCUUCAGGAUGAGGACAUCACCACCAAGAUAGAGAACGACUGGAAGAGGCUCAACACGCUGGCACACUACCAGGUCCCAGAUGGAUCUGUGGUCGCUUUGGUCUCCAAGCAAGUCACUGCCUACAACGCAGUUAAUAACUCCACGGUGUCCCGGACGUCAGCCAGCAAAUAUGAAAACAUGAUCCGCUACACGGGCAGCCCCGACAGCCUYCGCUCCCGCACCCCCAUGAUCACCCCCGACCUGGAGAGCGGCGUCAAAAUGUGGCACCUGGUGAAAAACCACGAGCACGGGGACCAGAAAGAGGGGGACCGGGGCAGCAAGAUGGUUUCUGAGAUCUACCUGACGAGGCUGCUGGCCACCAAGGGCACCCUCCAGAAGUUCGUGGAUGACCUGUUUGAGACCAUCUUCAGCACUGCCCACCGUGGCAGUGCCCUGCCCCUGGCCAUCAAGUACAUGUUUGAUUUCCUGGAUGAGCAGGCGGACAAGCACAACAUCCACGACCCCCACGUGCGGCACACCUGGAAGAGCAACUGCCUCCCCCUGCGUUUCUGGGUGAACAUGAUCAAGAACCCCCAGUUUGUCUUYGACAUCCACAAAAACAGCAUCACAGAUGCCUGCCUGUCCGUGGUGGCCCAAACCUUCAUGGACUCCUGCUCCACCUCAGAGCACCGGCUGGGCAAAGACUCCCCCUCCAACAAGCUCCUCUACGCCAAGGACAUCCCCAGCUACAAGAACUGGGUGGAAAGGUACUACUCAGACAUCGGCAAGAUGCCAGCAAUCAGUGACCAGGACAUGAACGCUUACCUGGCCGAGCAGUCCCGCAUGCACAUGAACGAGUUCAACACCAUGAGCGCGCUCUCCGAGAUCUACUCCUACGUGGGCAAGUACAGCGAGGAGAUUCUCGGAGCCCUCGAUCAAGACGACCAGGCUGGGAAACAGAAACUUGCCUACAAACUUGAACAAGUCAUAACCCUCAUGAGCAUAGACAGCUGAGAACUGUCCUGCCAGGGACACCCUGGGAGGGAUAAACCAAGUCGUGCCUCACUCAAGAUCAUCAUCUUUACCAAGUGCAAGUUUUGAUGGGCUGUAAGCAGAGCCACCCGAACAGCGCUCCCCUCUCUCUYUCUUUCUUUCUYUCWCUCUCUCUUCCUSUCUCUCUCUUUUCCUUCUCUUUCCAAAUCUAUGGACAAAGCGACAGAGCCCCAGGGGUGAAAAGAAAAGACUGCAGAGGAACCUUGACUCUGGGGCCACAAAGACAUUCGGGUGGAGCUCUGCUUUUCACAGCUUCCCCUCUCUGCCUUUCGCCCUAGAGAAAAACUAUUGAAAACACACAAAAAACCCCCACCAACCCUCCCCCCGACAUCACAUCCUCACUCUGCAGAGGUGAAAUCGGGAGGUAACUUCUGUCAUGCUGCUUUAACUGCCCUCCAAGGGCUGUGAGCCCUGGAGUGGACAUGGAAAUGAACUCAGUGUUACUCAAGUGUCCCCGAGGGGAAAGGGAAGGCAGCCUGAAGGGCUCCAGGAGGGCAGAGCCCAUUCAGCUCCUCUUCUGCAGAGCCACCUCAACUCUGCCUCUUGAUAGCCACCCAUUGGGAGAGGAACCCCAAGGCUCAUCCUGCCUGGGCAGGAAAAGGCUCCAGAGGGGACGAGGAGACCGAUGCUGCCCUGCCCACGUGUUUCGUAUGGUUCUUCUCAUUUUUCCCAGAGCCGCGUGUCCCCCUCCGUCGUUCCCGUCGUGUCCUGUUGGUCGUAGCACUGCAGCCAAACGCUCUCUCUGCUCGGUGGCGUCCUGUCAGUGGUGCUGGUGGUGCUGGUGGUGGUUCUGUUCCUCCUGGCGAUGGACAGCACAGCAUCCCCUUCGUUCCCACCUCGGCCAAAGGCUUUGUUUUGUUCCAGGCAAGGAKCUCAGCCUCGAAAGAAGAACCAAGAGGGACUUUUUUUGUUUUUCAAAGUUCUUUGUCCUUUCCAUUUCGUUUCCUCAACUGGAACACAGCUGUUGUUUUCCCACAGUGGAAUAUCAGAGGGAUUCUGAAGGGCUUGCUGUGAAGCGAGGUGAUGCGUGGGGCUGAUGGAAAAGCCUUCCUUCCCAGCCGCUCCUAAGAGGAAAUGUCACCACAUUUUGGAAGGAAAUCUUGGAGGAAAUCCAAAUGAAACACUGCAAAAAAUUCUUCUACCUAGACCUCUCCAGAUGAACUGCCUGUCUUCUGGAGGUCUCCAAACUGCUGUGAGCCCGUCUGCCUUUUGGUGCCAACUCCUGGCCUUUCYCCUUCUCCACUUCUGGAACCAACAGGCCUUGCUGAAGGCACAGUUGUUGCCUGGGAAAGAUUUUAYUUCUCUUUGCACUUCUUAUCCCCUCAGAGAUCGCUGUCACUAUGGGAYUGUUGUGGAGAAUCACCCUGUCCCUGUCCCAUCCUCUGCUCAGCUUCUCCAGAACAACAUUUCAACUUUUUUCAUGGCCAACCAAAGGGAGUGAGCUCCUGAUCUCCUCUGCCUUCAGCUGUUCCAUUCACAUGGUUCCAGCCUGGAGAACACCAUGCUUAGAGACCAUUUGGGGUGUGGAGAACCUUCCCUGUGCCUCAUGGAGGCAAAGAUGGGUCAGCAGAGCUCCCUGGCAGAUGGAGGAGGGGCUGGAGAAUCACAUCCACCUCACCCCAUCGUCGGAGCCACAGCCUGGAUCUGCUUUGCACCGGGAGGGAGGAAGGGCUGAAGGCAGGGUGUGUAAAUUGAUUACGGAGCCGGUUGGUUUGGGUUUGUUCCUGUCUCUUGCCAUCAAACCAGAACCUGUGGGGAGUGACAGAUCCCGAGGGGGUGCGAGGGGGGAUGUGGUGCAAGCAGGAGUCAGUCAGUCCUUGAAGGARAGUUUCCUUCAGCCAAGCAGAUACACACCUAGGCGAGUCCAAAACCACUCAAAARAACAGCAGCCCGAAACCGGGCGUGUCUGUGGGGAGAAAAUCACCAGAUCCAYGUUGAGACAGCAAACCUAGGGACACGUCUUGGUUUUAAACCCCCAGACAUUUCUCUCUUGAUUCCGAUUCCGAUUAUUUUGUGYGUGUGCGUGUGUGUCUGUGUGCGCGUGUGCGUUCCUUCCCUUCGUUUUGGUUCUGCUUGCUUUUCUGUUGGAUUGCUGAGCUGAUGGACUCGUGGUGCACCUUAUGGACGUCUCAGCAGUUUUAAAGAGGCCUGCGCAUUGGGGAUGAUUUGGGUUUGGUUGGUUCCGCCACGGUUUCGUUUGAUCCAUUUUAGUAACGUCGGCGCAUGUUCCGGAUCCACUGAUUACGGCUGUGAAAGUGGGGAGUCCCACCAGAGCCAGUGGUUGAGAAAAACGACAGCAAACAACACAAACACGAUAUUUUUUAUAAGUACGUAAAUAAAAAAAAAAAAAAAAAAAAAGGAGAAAAAAAAAAAAAAAAAAAAAAAAAAGGAAGAAACCAAAGGUUUUGACAAACAAAGUGCCACAAAAGAUAAAUAUGGACCCUAUUGUCAUGCCUUGUACUCACAGCUGGAUGGUAGGAGUCUAAGGACAAAGAGCUGGCUUGGAGGGAAGUGGUUAUGAGUGAUGGGCGAUCCUGCCUGGACAUGCGCACAUGAGAGGAAGAAGAAGCUGUUUAACAAAAAAAAAGAAAAAAAAAUGAACUGGUGUGAUCCUGCACUGUUACUGGAGUCAGAGGAACACCACAGGGGAAAUCUGAGACUCACCCUGUUUCUUUUCGAUGUUUUUCAGGGCUGUGUUUUUGGUUUGUUAUGGUUGUUUUCCAUGGUUGUUAUUUUAUUUCUUCUUGCUGGUACGGAGUUUUUCAUCUGUAUAUUAUAUAUAUAUAUUUUUCAAGAAAAACUUGAACACCUCAGAGACACUGAGAAUGAAACACUUAGGGGAAACGGGGAGCGCCAGGAGUUUGGUGUCUUAACCCUUUCCAACUUCCCAUUUAGGCAUUUCUGCUUUCUCUCCACCCUCUUCUUUCCCCCAUGCCCAGGAUUUGAAAGAAAAUCUGUGUUUUGCUUCUCUUUCAUCUCCUCUUUGUUUUUUGUCUUUUU
This is a messenger RNA of Malurus melanocephalus (red-backed fairy wren), 5566 nucleotides long. Its product is annotated as plexin-A4. Gene Ontology annotation, cellular component: semaphorin receptor complex. The transcript is spliced from 16 exons. Gene Ontology annotation, biological process: positive regulation of axonogenesis; regulation of cell shape; regulation of cell migration. The annotation marks the transcript as partial. The record is from RefSeq and is a predicted model, not a curated record. Gene Ontology annotation, molecular function: semaphorin receptor activity. NCBI's taxonomy places the organism in Eukaryota, Metazoa, Chordata, Aves, Passeriformes, Maluridae.